This is a messenger RNA of Dendronephthya gigantea, 1132 nucleotides long. RefSeq lists its product as uncharacterized. NCBI's taxonomy places the organism in Eukaryota, Metazoa, Cnidaria, Anthozoa, Malacalcyonacea, Nephtheidae. The record is from RefSeq and is a predicted model, not a curated record. The transcript has a single exon. The coding region runs from base 57 to 953 and encodes 298 amino acids.
UGACAACUUGCAUUGCAUUGACUUGAGAUCCGAAGUGAAAUUGCUUUCGAGGUAAAAUGCAUUCAGGGCUGGUCAUCACUAUCUCCUUGGCUAUUUUGCUUCAAAAUGCUGCUCAACUCUGCGAGAGUUUGUCCGUCACAAACUACGGUUCAAAACGGAUCAGCAUGUUGAGACACGGUGAAAAAUAUGCAACUAAUCGACCUUGUUACUCAUGGGAAGACGUUCAGCCGAAGUACCACGGAAUGACUCACAUCAGAGGAAACAACGAUAAACGUGGAUCGUUCACAUUCAACGUUGAUGUACCAGUCUUCGUAUAUCUCGCCGUGGAUUCGCGCUAUCCUUACAUUCACGGAGCUGCUUUCGAAAAUACGAGUGAAAAAAUCAUGCUGGGUGGCUGUCAUCCUCGUACUCCUUUUUACAUCUAUAAAAGCAAACAGGCGCUUGGUCCUGGGCCCGUGACGGUGAAUUUUAAAGCAAUAAGUAUGUCGGGCGUUUUCGUUCGAGAUGCAAGGCUCGUACAACCAGCGGCUGAGUUGAAGAUCGUGCCACUGACCGCGAGAUACGCUGAACUAAGCAUGGUGCGAGACGGUGAGAAAUUCAGCACAAACCGCCGCUGUUACAAGAUGAUCGACAUCCCUCCGAGGUUUUACGGUUUAACACACGUCCGCCUUUUGAACGACGAGACUUCCUUCUCGUUCCACAUCAAUGUCCCCGCUGUUGUCUACGUUGCAAUAGAUUCUCGCCGAUCACGCCACCUUAAUGUCCUCCCCAGUUCCUUCGUCAACACGGGCGAGAAGAUCAUACAUGCAGGUUGCCACCCGCAGACCGAUUUCCCCGUGUUUGCGAAGAGGUUCAAUCCGGGCAACGUUGUAGUCAAUUUGGGAGUAUCCCGGAUGAUCGCUGUCUUCGUUGAACCACUUGUGGACAACACUUUCAAGACUGGUGUUUAUUAGAACAUGUGAUUCUGCCAUGACUGGGUGAUCCUCGUUUAGAAUUAAGGAAUUAGAAUUCUAUAGUAACAAUAUAUUAUAAUUAUAUAACCAUAACUAUAUACUUUCUAUACUGUAACUAUGUCAAAAUUAUGUCAUUACCUACUCUAGACAUUAUUAAACACUUUAACCUCGCAAACAAA